GAUAAAGAGAUCAAAUGUCUUUUCCUUCGAAUGAGAAAUCCUUCAUCAACAUGUAUCGAUGAAUUUAUUAAAAGGAUUUUUGGAUAUUCACCAUGUUCAAAUGAAGGAAAAGAAAUUGAAACCAGAACAAAGAAGGCUCUGGGUGAUUUUCGUCACAAAUUAAAUCUAUCAGUUGUGGAACUUAUUGAUAAUUUUAAGAAAACUCGAGAAAGAAAAGGCAUAACUGUUACUUCAUUAUCAAAUGAAAAUAUAAAAAAAUUUAUUGAUGAAAAUGUGGUAUCAAAUCUCCUAAAGCGAUAUAUUUCAGGAACUAAUAAAUCUGAACUUAAAAGAUGUAGAUCAUUGGAGAAGUUGGUACAUUUAAUUCAUGAAAUGUUUAGAAUUCAUUGGAGAGGAAAAAACAUUGUCCAAGUUAAAAACUUGGAUAAUAUAACUAAAAAUAUGCAU
This is a messenger RNA of Cetraspora pellucida, 447 nucleotides long. The record is from the annotation of a GenBank genome assembly. NCBI's taxonomy places the organism in Eukaryota, Fungi, Glomeromycota, Glomeromycetes, Diversisporales, Gigasporaceae.